Molecule: messenger RNA, 1200 nt
Organism: Panicum virgatum (switchgrass)
Lineage: Eukaryota; Viridiplantae; Streptophyta; Magnoliopsida; Poales; Poaceae
Exons: 4
Coding region: 1-1200 (399 amino acids)
Source: RefSeq, a predicted model, not a curated record
AUGGAGACGCCGCCGUGGGAGCAGGAGCAGGAGCAGCACGCCGCGGUCGACUUCAGCCUCGAGGUCGCGCUGCCGCCGCGGGUCACUGUCCUCUUCGCGGGCCGCCGAGUCCACCCCGACCCCCAAAACCGGGACGCGUACCCCUACGUCAUCGCCGCCAGCCCCCGCUGUCUCCUCGCCCACUUCUCCGCCUACCCCUUCCACGGCGCCCAAUUCUGCAACAGCCCCUUGUUCAGCCACCUCGUCGUGGUGCGCGACCUCCACGCGGCGCCGGAGGGCCGGGUCGCGGCCUCCGUGGUGCACAUCCAAGACAGGCCCGGCCGCGCCCCCGUCCUCUGGAACAUCCAGAACGUCGCCCUCGCCGCCGACGCCGCAGGCAACUACAGGAUCGUCGAGCUCCAGGCUGACAGGGGCAGCGACCGCGCCACGCUCGUCUACCUCCAAUCGGACCGCCCCGCCGACGGGUGGUGCGGGAAGUACGUGGCGUACCCCCUGGCGGCGCACCACCGGGAGUGGAUUCCCCACGGCGCGGUCCACGUCGACGGCAGGCUCUGGUGGUUCGACCUCACGUGGGGGAUCCUCAGCUACGACGACGCCUCGUUCACGGAGCCGGGCUUGGGCUUCCACGCCCUCCCGGAGGGCCGCGGCCUCGACCAGCGACCGCCGCACAUCCACACCAAGCGCUGCGUCGCGGCGAGCGGCAACAGGCUGCGGUACGUGGAGAUCAUCGUCGACGAGGGCGCAGCAGCGAGGGUGUCCAUGUGGUCGCGGAGCCGCACUCCGGAUGGGGCUGGGUGGCAGUGGGACGUGGAGUACGCGGUGAACUUGGAGGAGAUCUGGGACGACGCCAGCUACACGGAGACCGGGCUGCCGCGCGACGUCCCCUUGCUCGGGGUCGUGUCCCCGUCGGACCCCAGGUUGGUCUACUUCGCCCUGGGGCAGCACAUGUUCGGCGUCAAUGUGCCCGCGCGCAGGGUCGUGCACCACGGGGCCAUUGAGCCCCUGACCGCGACAUCGCCAGCGCCGGUGGUCUCCGGCUUCCUCGUCCCUUGGGUUCUUCCACCAGAGGUUGCUGCCCAAGGUCGUGAAGUUGCUCAAACUUUUGUCAUACAGAAAUUACUUGCUAUCAAAGGAUUUGUUCUUGAACAGAUAUUUCUACAAGAUUUGUUGGUUCUGUACAAGACUUUCUUUGAGAUGUAG